AUGGCUAGCACCUUCAACAAUGUCAAGGACAUUGAUGCAUCCCAUGACAACUUGACCUAUAGGAUCAAGGUGCGUUUGAUUAAGAUUUGGACUCUAUCUACGGCUGAGCAGAAAUUUCAAAAGCCAAUGCUGGAGCUGGUGGUCAUGGAUAAUCAAGGAGAUCGGAUCCAAUGUUCAAUUCGAAACCCUCAUAGGAGGUUAUUUGAGGCCGACCUUACCGAAGGGAAAAUAUACACUAUCUCCAAUUUUUCAGUUGCUCAGAAUGACCUCAAGUACAAAGCCACCAAUCAUGUUAGCAGAAUAUAUUUUAAGAGAGAUACCCAGCUUAGGGUGGUUCAGGAUCCUCUAUUCCUUACACAUAUUUUUUGCUUUGUGCCCAAUGAAGUAAUACUUAACCACACCAAUGCUCAGUCCCAUUUAAUUGAUUUAAUUGGGCUCCUCACUGCUAAGGGUGACAUUAUUGAAUUCACAAAGAAUGGAAAGAAGUCCAUUUACAUUGUCAUAGAACUUGAUGACCUGAGAGAAAAUGGUACCAUUCGAUGUACUUUGUGGGAAGAAUUUGUAACUAAAUUGGUAAAGCAUAUGGAAGAGACACCAACCUCAGAAUAUAUACUUAUUAUACAAUUUGCGAAGUUUAACCUAUUUAAAGGUACAAUGGGUAUAUCAAACACCAACUACAAUUCCAUUCUGCACAUCAACGGUGAUUUUCAAGAGGUAAAGGAUUUUCGCAAGAGUGUCAUAAUAUCAGGUGUACCUGCUACAACUCAAGUUUCUCAAAUACCGGGAGAGCCGACAUAUUCACUCGAAGAGGACCUACUUAACCAUUCCAUUUAUAAGCCCAUCUCCGAGCUGAAGGAUUCAAUUGAGAUUAAUAUAACCAAACAUGCAGAAUGGCUCUUUGUCACUAUUGGCACGGUUAUAUCCAUUGAUCCUAAGAAUGGGUGGUGGUACAAGAGUUGCAAGCAUUGCUUCCAUUCUUUACAAGAAGCCGAGAACUCAUACCACUGUGCUAGGUGUGAGACAUACCCAUCGUCUCACACUCCAAGGUUUAGCAUAAACAUGCGAGUUGCUGAUGAGACCGAUACGGCUUCUUUCCUACUGUACGAUAAGGAGGUGUCCAAAUUCCUUGGGUGGAGUUAA
Molecule: messenger RNA, 1140 nt
Organism: Arachis duranensis
Lineage: Eukaryota; Viridiplantae; Streptophyta; Magnoliopsida; Fabales; Fabaceae
Exons: 9
Coding region: 1-1140 (379 amino acids)
Biological process (GO): DNA replication; DNA recombination; DNA repair
Cellular component (GO): nucleus
Molecular function (GO): DNA binding
Source: RefSeq, a predicted model, not a curated record